AACAUCGAGUCCCUUCUGACUGCUGGGCUGGCGCCCAGACCCUUGACAUUCAGGGACGAACACACCGCUGAUCAUAAAAUUGGUGUUAUUUCCCCAUGUGAUGGACAAGGAAACCGAGACCCGGAAAUGAUGCUUUUCCCCAAGGCCACCCACUCUGGGUCACACAGAUUUGUCCAACACCCACGCCUGGGCCCGGGGCCCGGGCCCAUUUAUCAGCAGGGGCUGAGCUGUGGGUUCAACCCACCUCCGCUAACAGCGUGAAGGAACAUCACUGGCCAAGACCAGAAGGACCGAAUAGGUGGGGGAGGUUCAAAAUGGGGUCGUGGAGGUGACAGCGCCAGAGCGAGCCCUCGCCCAGCAGCAGGUCGGAGGGGGUGGGCCAUGGGGCUCAGCGACUGGACUGGUUCUCCCUCCCUCCACCAGGUGGGCAGCACGCCUGAAGGCCAGAGCCGUGACCUCUGCCUCUCCCCCAGCGGGGCCAGUGACCGGCCUCGGCAGCUGACAUCGCAAGGACGACGUGGGAGCUUGGGCGUGCUCGGGGAGCCUUCCCGGAGACAUGGAGCUUUGGGGUGGAAUGCUGUGGGCCCUCCUGUCUGGCCCCGGGAGGCGGGGAGGCACUUGGGGCCGGGCCUUCAGUUCCUGGCGACCCCACCUGCCUCAGGCUGGGUGGAGUGCCACAGAGCUGGUCAGCCAGUGGACGGCGGUCUUUGAGAAGAGGGGCAUCCCCGAGGCCCGGGAAUCCAGUGAGUACAUCGUGGCUCAUGUCCUUGGAGCCAAAACAUUUCAGAGCCUGAGGCCGGGACUUCUGUCGAAACCCCUGACCCCCUGGCAGCUACAGUGCGUCCAGGAGCUGAGUAGCCGCAGACUGCAAAGGAUGCCUGUGCAGUACAUCCUUGGCGAGUGGGACUUUUGCGGGCUCAAUCUGAAGAUGGCACCCCCAGUGUUCAUCCCUCGGCCGGAGACAGAGGAGCUGGUUGAGUGGGUGCUGGAGGAGGUGGCCCAGAAGCCCCGUGCGGUGGGAGCCCAAGGCGGCCCCCUCAUCCUGGAGGUGGGCUGUGGGUCGGGAGCCAUCUCCCUCAGCCUGCUGAGCCAGCUGCCCCAGAGCCGAGUCAUCGCUGUGGAUAAGGCAGGAGCCGCCAUCUCCCUGACCCAAGAGAACGCCCAGAGGCUUCAGCUGCAGGACAGGAUUCGGAUCGCCCCCCUUGAUGUGACCUUAGAGGGCAGCUGGGCACACCUUCUGCCCUGGGGCCCCAUGGACCUGCUUGUCAGCAACCCUCCCUACGUCUUCCACCAGGACAUGGAGCAGCUGGCCCCUGAGAUCCGCAGGGGGUGGCCGAGCUUUGCAGGCCAUGGAGGGCUCAGCGGUGACACUAGAAUGUCAGACGGAACAGAAUGCAUCGAAGGAGCUCAUUUUACAGAAGACUGAGGCCCAGAGGGGGAAGGCGCCUUGCCCCAGGUCAUGGGGGACUUAGCAGGAAAGCUGAGACCAAAACUACUUCCGGCUUUGCAUUGAGCCAUCCUGCUCUCCAAUGGGCUGAGACCCACACGGGCAGUGGCCGUGGGUCAGGGUGCUGGCUCCCCUUCCCAGGCUCCCAGGGUGGGCAGGGCCAGCCCCAGGCCUCCCCAGACCCAGAAUAGGAGCAGCCUGUUGUGGGGAGACAGGCUCAUGCCCGGGGCACUGCCUGGUGUGCGCUGCCGGUGGGCCAUCGGGGGAGCUGGAGCUGUCGGCAUCUGGGGCCUCCUCUGGGCCCUCAGCCGUCCUCUCGGCCCAGCGUGCAAGGACCCGGGCCCCUUGCGGAGGCUCUGCUCAGCUCUUGCACACUUGCCCGCGCGCCUGCCCCGUUCUCACCCCCUGCUCCCCUCAGCUACGAAGACCCCGCAGCCCUGGAUGGCGGGGAGAAGGGCAUGGCCGUCAUCGUGCACCUCCUGGCCCUGGCCCCUCGGCUCCUGA
Myotis davidii is the source of this 1951-nucleotide messenger RNA. It is a transcript of the gene HEMK1, whose product is annotated as HemK methyltransferase family member 1. Gene Ontology annotation, molecular function: nucleic acid binding; protein methyltransferase activity. The coding region runs from base 557 to 1426 and encodes 289 amino acids. The record is from RefSeq and is a predicted model, not a curated record. Gene Ontology annotation, biological process: protein methylation. The transcript is spliced from 8 exons. NCBI's taxonomy places the organism in Eukaryota, Metazoa, Chordata, Mammalia, Chiroptera, Vespertilionidae. Gene Ontology annotation, cellular component: mitochondrion.